Molecule: messenger RNA, 1134 nt
Organism: Ilex paraguariensis (yerba mate)
Lineage: Eukaryota; Viridiplantae; Streptophyta; Magnoliopsida; Aquifoliales; Aquifoliaceae
Source: the annotation of a GenBank genome assembly
AUGGCUUCUAUGACUCCCAAACUACUUGGAGAACUUCUCCAAGAGCAGCAAGAACCUUUUACUCUAGAGGUCUACCUUCUUGAAAGAGGGUAUCAGAAAAACAAAUCCAGUUCAGACCACAGCUUGCGCUGCUGCUCCAGCAAUUCAACCAAGUUCUUGAAGAGGCCUGCUAGCUGUGGUCUAAAGAAGAGAAAGAAAGUUGUUCCAAACUGUUCAAACAUUGUAAAAGCUGUAUUUAACAAGCUUUUAUCCAUUGACAGGAAGUGGACAAAGAAACAUUAUGGGAGUGAUCAAGGCGUAAGUGCCACAGAGAUGAGCAUGAACAACCCAGAAAUUGCAGAGGAUGAUAAAUUCUCAUCCGCUAGCAGCACAACUGUGUUCAAUUCUUGCUCUGGAAGUGAUGUAGAAGAUGAAUAUGAUUUAUCAAAAAAUCAACACAGAUCAUCCACUCCAAAAACCUGCCAUGCCUUGAAACUUGGCAAUCUAGGAAAAGAGGUUGCUACAAAGAGAACAUUCCAAUGGAGAGGUGUCGAAGACAAUAACCAACUCGGGUGCAGCCCUGUGUCCAUGCUAGAAGAACUACAAUUUGAUGAAGCACCACAGAACGCGAACACAGUGCAAGAAAAAAUCUCAACCACUUUCAAGAAAGUAGCUGAUGAGUCCACAAUCCCAGUUUCCCACCUCAAGUUAUCAGUCCAUUCAUCGCCAGAGACGCCAAAUCGGAGUCAUGCUGGCAAAUGCCAGGAGCUCGUAGCUCCGAAACCUUCUUCUCAGUACAUUAAGAACAAGAGGGCAUUGCAGCAACCAAAACAGCUUCUCUUCAACUGUGUGAGGGAGGUGGUGGAUAGUCAUAUAGGAAAGAACAAAAGGUGGCUAAAAUACCAGGAAAUCCUGUGGCCUGAGGAGCUUUGGAUGCUCCUAUGUCAGGAUAUAUGGAGAUGGAGCAGACAAUCAGUAGAUGUAACUGACAUGACCCAUCUUCUAAACUUGGACCUCUUUGCUUCCAAAUCAUGGAGUGGUUUUAAGCAGCACAAAAUGGAUAUGUAUAUGGAGAUUGGAGAUGCCAUUUUAGAGGAUAUCAAGAUUGAGAUUGUGAUGGAUAUGAUCCAAUUUGUUCGACAUAGUAUCGGUUGA